AGGCAGCUCAACCACAAGAAAAAACACUCAAGUGAGUGUACGUGUAGUUGAUAUAGAAGAGUACUUAACUCAAAAAUGGUCGUCCUUCAAAGCACCACGCGCCCACUGCAGCUGACCAGUGGGCAUCCUCUGAAAACGAAGCCUAUCUAUGUUUAAGGCCGUGAGAACGUAGGAUCAGAGCUAGUGCAUACUAGAUCAUUGAUGAGUGAGUACUCUGUACGAAUCAGGUCCUUCAUCCCUUCACCCUCAAAGUGAUAUGUGCUCAGAUCAAUGUUGCACGACAUAGUUGCACUUGUUGGAGGAACUACUACAGCGAAUUCAUCUUCAUCUGGUUCUUAUUUCGAAUAACAAGGACUACAACACGGACAGCAAAUGUCUUCUUCUUCUUCGUUCUUAGGCACAUACCUCUUGUUAGGCACAUUCAUUCAUUCAUUUAUUCUAAUCUAUGUCAAGGCGAGACGAUUUGCUGGCUAAAGGGGUGAAUGAGCGAUUAAUGGACGCGGCUGAGGUGGGCAACUAUCGAGCUGUCGGACAAUGUUUACAUUAUGCCUGAUUUUCAUGAUGUUGUCAUGGUGAGCUUUCCAGGCAUAAUUGAUUCUCAUCUUCUUGUUGGAUCUAGUAUUGAUUCACGUAGUUGUAGGCAGGAGCUAAAAAAAUGAAUAUAUUAUACCCUUGUUCGUGGAAAUCAUUACAUCAACUUCUAACCACAAGAAGGCGCUGAUGUGAAUUUUGUAAACCAUAAGGGCUCCUGCCCUCUCGCGGAAGCAGUGGUGAGUGGGUACUUUUUUCUUACUGCUGUUAUAGUUGCAGAAGUUGUAGUACCAUUGUCGUCGUGGUGACGUAGUCCUAUUUUUACCAGCAGCGUAGUGGCAAUUAUACCUCCAAAUGGUAGUUGUCCUCUUCAUGCUGGUUCUUAUGGUCGCUCUGUUAGAACACACCAGAUAGUGUCUCUCGAACUUAGUUGAGGCUUUGCCUUUUCCCUGUCAGUGUUUGGGGUCGGGGUUCCCAAUACUUUGGAAACUGUCAGUGUCUGAUGAUUGGAAACUGUCAGUGUUUGGGGUCGGGGUUCCCAAUACUUUGGCCAAGUAUGCCGGGGAGGCUUCUCCAAAUAAGUACCUAAUCUAGCUCAACCAUUUUCUUCUUACUUACUCCUUCUAGUUGUGUCCUCUUCAUGCUGGUUCUUAUGGUCGCUCACCUCUAUCUCUAACAAUAAGUUACUUCUUGAGAACAAGAAGCACCUCAUGUUCUUUAUACAACCAGCAAGCAGCACGAGCACCUCUUCAUCAUUGACACACAAGAAUUUUUGGUAGAAGUAUAAAUGCUUAUGUACUUCGAUGUUUCCGCCACAACAAGGCGCGAUCUUUCACUGAUAUUUCUCCAGGAAUUGUCCCAGCGUUGGCCUCCUGCUUCGGGCGGACGCGGACCCAAAUAUUGCGAAUGCAUGGGAGAGGAGGACGCCUUUGCAUCGUGCUUGCUUUCACAAGUUUCGCGAUAUCGCUAGUCUGCUGCUUCUCUAUGGCGCGAACCCAUUUUCGAAAGACUCCGAUGGCUCACAACCGGGUGACUUAGGCCUAACUACCUUCCUGGAACAACAUAUCACUGGAGAAGAAUGCCUAUACGAGGAUGAGCAUGGGCAAGAUGCUGUGGAGGCGUUAAGGAAAGGAUCAAGAAGAUUAAAAUUACAUCCUUAUAUAUUAAAUCUUCAAACACAUCCUCAUCCAAUUUUUGACAUCUACUAAGUAGAUUUUACUUCAAAUUGUUAUUGUCUGGAUUUAAUUCUUAUUGAGUCUUGCUUUGUUUUUUAGCAGGAGCUGGAGCCCUAUGCUUAUAUACAUCAAUAUGUUUCGCGCCUCCUUGUAACACUCUCUCCUUGUAAGAAUUGAAAGUAGAAGAAGAGGUGCUACCAGCAGUAGGAAUCCAACCUUGGAGGUUGUUCUACCUGUCGUAUAAAUCUCCCUAGAAGUAGUCGUUGACGUACUUUUUCCAUCAUCAUCAUCAUCAUCAUAAGCAAAACUCUAAAUCUAGACGCAGAUGUUAUGGUCGUGGAGGGUGGAAAUGAGCAACCUGCUGCGUCGGAGGAGAGACUUCUGCCAGCUGAGAACGCCGAAGCGGGAAAGGAAGACGCAAAGACAAAAAAGAGUACGAGCUCUUCUACUGGUAAAGCAGGUCGACAAGUUUUUAUGCUGAUGCUGGUGGGUGUGUGGAAAAGCUUAAUUGCGUAGGAGCUACUGGUACAGAGUGUGAGUGACACCAUCUUUUUUGAAAUCAUGUUGUUGUUACAACUGCGUUAUUUAGUGUAGUACUGGGAUCGAGCGAGUAAGAGGCCCUUCCUUGCUAUCUUCAUUUUCUAACCCGUCCGAAGAGAACAAGACAAAGUUAGCAGAAUUUCGUGCAAAUUGGGCACGCACACGGGAAGAUAAUGCUGCUAAGGCAGCGGAGGCGCAAGCGGCAAAAACAAAAGCAGAUGAGGAAGCUCGAGCACUAGCUGAAAAAGAAAAAGCGGAACGAGCUGCCUGGCAAGAGAAAAUCGCUGCUGAAAAUAUGACAAUAUGUAAGUAAAAUACUGGUUCACGACAGUGCUGAUAUUCAUUUCUUCAACAGCACGACCAGCACGACUACACUGUUUAAGUACUAUAUAUUUAUAGUAUAUUGUUCCUCCACCUAUCCUUCAUUCCACAAGCAGCAAAGGAGGCUGAGCAGCGUGCAAAAGCGGAGGAGCGGGAACGAGACCGCAAAGCGGAGUUAGAAGCUAUGCGUCUAGCCGCGCACGAAGCAGAUCCUGAAGGCGCGGCAGCAGAGGAGCAAAUGCGUCUAGAGAUGGAGAGAAGACAGCAGAUCUGCGUGAAAGUGGGGAAUUCUAUGGAAAUGGAAUUGGAAUUUAUCAGAUCCGAUGUGGCUAAGAACGUGAAAAAUAUUUUUGGUGGUACAUCACGAUCAUUGAUUGAAGCAACUUCUUCUCCAACCUGAAGUUUGAUUGCUAUUAAGUGCACGCAGACGCACUUUUUCAUCGAAGUGUUACAAGUAGAACAAGUUGCUUCUCUAAUCCUUCCGGAGAAAGUUCCGUAAAUGGCGUGUAUCAGUGCGUUUUUUUCGAUACGUACAGGGUGGAAUACAGAGGUGUGGAGAACAAGAACUGCAAUUUGUUUUGGUCAUCCAUUGCGAACGAAUGGCGACUGUGCGUGAACGGCUAUAAGGCAGGAAAUACCCUCUACAGAAACCCAAAAGUCACCAAGACCAAGGAGGUACUGCUUUAUGAGUACUAUCGUGGUCUAGAGUACUUUGUUGUUCUGUUGACGUUUCCUUUUCUUCAUCUUGCUCUGCUACGUGUUUUUCUUCCUCGUCCUGCUCUUCUUUUUCUUGUACAUCUAGAUCUACUUCUACAUUUUUUUGUGUCUUCUUCGGUUCCCAUCAUUCACAUUUUUGUUGUGCAUCUACAUUUUUUCGUUUCUAACGCUCAUGUUGUACAUCUACUAGAUCUUCUAGUACAUGUUUGUGCUGCUUACCUACCACGUGAUCUUGCAUCAACCAGUGGUUGACAACCAUUUUCUGGUACAACUUCGUCCAGGUUCCUCUCAUAGGUUGGUUGCCCUGGUUCGGCAAGACACCCUGCCCUAGCCUCGAGACUGCCGAACUCACUGCGUUGCAAAAGGAAGACAGUAGUACAACUUCAUCUUCAACAACAUCAGAACAACCACAAGCCGAGACAAGUUCAUCAGUAGACAACGACAAGUACAAGGAGGCAUCAGCUUUAGCUUCAGGAAAAGAGGUCAGCAAGAAGAUCUCUUCAUCUGAUCAUGCUGGAACAAGUAGGAAAGAAUUUCUUGAGUGUCGUUCAAUUCUGGAUAUUUGCGCUUCGACGGAAGUAGACGCCCUUACUGCAGAAACAGCUGGCGGGAAAAUAAACGUGGUCACCGAUGUCACUGACAUAGUCCUCAAAAAACAAUUAGAGCGGCUUCUAGCCUUCGAACAAGCACCAAUCGACAUUGGAGAUCAUGUUGAAGAAUUGCUUGGUGCUGAAGAUGGAGUAGAGCAAGAGGAGGAUGGGAAUGCAAGUACUAGUACCAGUGCGACCACUGCAUGGGCAAAGAUAGAAGAAUGCAAGCAAGAAGGUAACGCGGCUUAUGGCGCUGGAAAAAUCCAAACUGCACUAGCUGCCUUCAGUCGGGCAUUGGAAGCAGUUGGACGUGUUGCAGAAGGAAUCGAAGGGACGAAAUAUGCAACAGACAAGAGAUCAAAAGCUGUGAUGAUGCGAGUCAGCGGGAUGUUGUCAGUGCUGCACUCGAAUCGAUCAUUAGUAUUUUUUUUGUUGCUGACUUCCUUCGUUCUUCUUAUAAAUUCAUUUCUUUAUCUAAGUACUAUGUGUACAAAUAUUGCAUGCAUGCUACAGAACCCAAUUUUUUUUUUGUUUUCCACCUCUUGAAGCGGCACAUAGUAGUAACGAGACCCCGUUUUCAACAACUACCAACCAACCAGGUCUUGCUGAAAGUGAUAUCGGAGAAGCUCUAUGACGAUGCAGCGAUUGUCGACGUCCUGUACGAACAGGUGAAGAGCGAUAGUACCAAAGCUCUGCAAGCAGAAGGAGGGAAAGUGUUAUGUUCAGAUUCAGCUUCUAGAAUCUACAUCUACUUGUUUAUCAAAGCGUGAAAAAACACAGUUACAGUCGACGUGGUUAUCGUCCACCAUCUCUCUAACCCCUGGCACUUCCUCUUCUUCCACGAAGACUACGAGCAAGAUGAAGAUGUUUUACCGUAGAGCUCUUGCUUGUCGCGGCCUUGGGCAGUUAGAUUAAGGCUGGUUACCGCUGAAGAAUCAUCCUGCUCAGCGCCAUCGAUCCGUGGCGCUUUUUGUAUUUGAAAAAGCAGCCUUUUCUUGAAGAAGAAGGCUCCAAGGAUCUCUAAGUAGAGCAAGCACUAGAAGACAUAACGCGUGUGGUCGAGUACUAUGAAGUAGACUGCGGCUCAACCAAUGCGGAGGCGGUUCAAUUACGCGAAGCGAUUCUGGAAGAAGUAAAAGCUGAGGACAGGAAAUGGGGCACUAGUAUUAAGGGCAGAUUUGAUGAAGUUGAAGAUUCUAAGUACUGAUUGUGUAGUUGAGUAGGUUGUACACCAUGAUCCAUGAUCCAUGACCUGAGAAUCGAUCAAUAAUCCUGGAAGUAGGUACGUAGCAGGUGGAGUAGUUGGAGAUCUCAACAUAGGAAGUCAAGUUCGUGAAGAUCGCAUCACAUCAUAUUAUUAUAAUUAAUACCUCGCCUACGACGUCUACUUACCUUAUUUUCUAUGUCUAUCUUUCCUAGGUAGGUUGGCUCCACCACAAAAAUUAAUACCAAAUCUAAUGCUUAAGCCAAGAACCGUUACAACGCAGUAGCUAGCACUCGAGAUAGGUCUAGACGGGAACCAGGACGAGUUGAAGGCAGUGCAAAACCCGAGAAAAUGGUCGUCAUGUCCUCGUCGAGUUCGAAGACAGGGGCUAAAGAAGAAAAAUGGACCCGAUCGCUUGUCGAGAAACGACUUCAUCGUAUAAUUGUCUAUUCUCCACCCUAGAAGACCUCAAGCGACUGUAACAUUGUCGCCCUUUUUGUUUUUGUUCUUACGACCUGCUGUGAGUGUCGUCCUCAUGAUGAAGAACUUCCUUAGCAUUUUUGAUUUUGACGUCGAAGUUCAAUUUGUAUCUACUUCCUCCACGUCCUGACAUCAAGAACAUGUGACCUCUAUGAUACAUUGAAUCCUGCUCAGGUCCUCCUCUCCCUGGUCAGAGUGCCGCAUUUUUCGCAUCGUUUUGUCCUGCUGGGGAAUUUGAGAAGCUCUAUGGUGGAGGAGCGAAGUUGCCUGUGGAGGCUUUCGGAACUCUAGUGUGCGCACUGCUUGAUGCGACGUCGUGUCCAGAUAUGUUGAGCAUGAAGGAAGAUUGUAAGAAAUAUCUCACAGUCGCAGAAAAAAGCGUGUCUGAGGUGGAUUUAGCCAUGUUGUCAGAUAAAGAGAUGAACAAUUUGGAGAAGUUGAAGAAGAGCUUAGGCCUAUGAGGACGAUCGUAGGAUCAUCACGGCAGAAGCAGUGAAUGAACCCAUGUUUAAGAUUAUAGUUUUUCAUCUAAGUUAGCAGUGUCUUAUGUUGUUGCCAUUCAGAUGCUUUCCUUACGGUACCAAGAAUCAGCACGGCAGAAGCAGUGAAGGAAGGGGAGCAGGUGGCUCGUAAUCGUAAAUAGGUUCUUGAUUCAGUCACCAGCAGGUGUACUUUUCACGGUGGGUAAAAAGUAGGUAGAAGUUGUACAGACUCGGAAAAAGAUGAAGUAGAGCAAGUAUAGAAAAUAAUGCGAAUGCAAUUCAGAUGUUAUAGAAAAAGAAAGUGGGUAUAAUUUGCGAUUGCGUGCGUUUGCUCUGUUUCAUGCUUCGCGUGACCAUGCUACGUACCUCUAGAAACCGAUGAAUUUUUUCAUGGCAAGAACAACUAUAACUCUAACUCUCUCUCAGUCUCAGCUGAAAUGAUUGCAGAGGACAAAAAGACUGCGACAGGAAAACAACUCUAUCUAAAUCAUCAGCAAACAAAGAGGAUUUGUUGAUGGGAUGCAUGCCAUUACUGAUGUGCACUUGCAGUUGGCGUCGUGAAGCCGAGACCCUGUCCGCGCU
Molecule: messenger RNA, 6622 nt
Organism: Amoebophrya sp. A25
Lineage: Eukaryota; Dinophyceae; Syndiniales; Amoebophryaceae
Source: the annotation of a GenBank genome assembly